Messenger RNA from Phycodurus eques (leafy seadragon), 1621 nucleotides. RefSeq names its product jumonji domain containing 8 (gene jmjd8). Gene Ontology annotation, cellular component: cytoplasm. The coding region runs from base 586 to 1455 and encodes 289 amino acids. The record is from RefSeq and is a predicted model, not a curated record. Lineage: Eukaryota; Metazoa; Chordata; Actinopteri; Syngnathiformes; Syngnathidae. The transcript has 9 exons.
ACAUGCCGAAAUGUAAAAAAGACUUUGUAUUGUCAACGAUCGACGAGAACCAUUUGGCUCAUUUGGCAAAAACACGCCUAGUUUUCCUCUUUUGAUGAACUUCGUGCUUGCGAACCAAACUCCCCCUCGGCUUUGAACGUACUGUUUAUCGUUUGGCUUCAUUGCCAUUUGUAUCGAGACUAUUGGCUAAACGGCAAAUGCGCGGUCGCUGAUGGCGUCGCGGUGCCGGCGAGGCGGGUUCACUUCCCACUCGGUGAAUGCGAACGCGAGCGGUUGUCCGCGGCUAACCGGCAAACCGGUUCAGGGUGUAGUCCGCCUUACACCCGAAGUCAGCUGGGAUUUCUUAUUUCUGUUAGAAAUACUAAUGACUGACAUGUCGCAAGAAAAACAAACCAUUUUCAUUUGAAGCGUUUCGACUGACACGAACGGCCUACAAGAGGAGUUCCCGAUUCCAAUGUUCCCAGAAUGCCGCGCGUGGGUUGUUUGCUUGUGAUUGGCCCCCGACCAGGAAGCGAAGAGUCUGUUCCGUCUCUCCUCUUGCUCCUUUUUCCACGUCAAUUGAGUCGUUUUGUUUGAUUCUUUCCAAUGGAACAUUGGAAAAUGUCCCCCCAAACGGCCUUGCGCUUGGCUUUGCUGUCUUUUGUUGUCCUGCUCGAGGCGCAAAGGCGAACGCACGAACAAGACGGCGGCGGCGGCGGCGGCGACGGCGACGGCGGCGACGGCGACGGCGACGGCGGCUGGUCGCGUGGGUCCCACUUGAGCGUAGAUGACGAAGGUCCGUGUAACAUGGACGUGUUGGACGGGUCUUCGCUCUCACUUCGUCGCUUCCUGGACAGUUACGCGUACAGCAGGCCGGCGGUCAUCACGGGACUCACGGAUAACGCCAAAUUCCGCUCUUUGUGCUCCAAGCAGAAUUUACUUCGCGAAUACGGCGAUCGGCAAGUUCGUCUGAGUACGGCCAACACGUAUUCGUACAAGAAAGCGGACGUGCCGUUCCGGCACUAUGUGGACGUCCUCCUCGGACCGCAGUCGCCCGACGUCCUCGGCAGCGACACGCUGUAUAUGUUCGGCGACAACAACGUGAGCGAGUGGCGCAACCUUCUGGACUUUUACCGGCCACCGCCGUUCUUGCUGCCCGGCACCGGCCGAGCGUUAAGCUUCGGCGUCGCAGGUCCGGGAACCGGCGUCCCCUUCCACUGGCACGGACCGGGAUACUCGGAGGUCAUCUACGGGAGGAAGCGCUGGUUCCUGUACCCGCCGGAUGAGGAGCCGCCCUUUCACCCCAACGCCAGCACCCUGGCGUGGCUGAGGGACGUGUACCCGCGGCUGCCCCCGCGCCAAGCCCCGCUCCAGUGCACCGUGCGACCCGGACAGGUUCUUUACUUCCCCACGCGCUGGUGGCACGCCACGCUCAACCUGGAUGCCGGCGUCUUCAUCUCAACCUUCCUGGGAUGAGGAUGAAGAGCGCACACUCCAGCACCUCAGUCAUCAACUGAUGACCUCUGACCUUUUUGUGACUUUAUUUGAUGCUGCGUUUUCCUGCUCGGAAGACUCGGCAACAACAAAAGUGGACUUUUUUUCCUCUGCUCUUGUGAAAGGAAUAAAGUGCGUCAAAAGCAAA